This is a messenger RNA of Camellia sinensis, 486 nucleotides long. The record is from RefSeq and is a predicted model, not a curated record. NCBI's taxonomy places the organism in Eukaryota, Viridiplantae, Streptophyta, Magnoliopsida, Ericales, Theaceae.
GAAAUUAGGGUUUUUAGUAGUAAAGCGCCUCAGUUUUGGUCAUCGUCUCCGAAUCUAGCUAGUGUUUUGAAGAACAACACUGCACAGCUCUGAGAGAAGAUGGGUCACUCGAACAUCUGGAACUCGCAUCCCAAGACCUAUGGCCCUGGAUCGCGUACUUGCCGCGUCUGCGGGAACCCUCAUGGGUUGAUCAGGAAGUAUGGUCUCAUGUGUUGCAGGCAGUGCUUCCGCAGCAACGCCAAGGAAAUCGGUUUCAUCAAGUAUCGCUAAGUGGUUGAAGUGAAGCACAAAUGGAGCUGCACUGGAGAACUUUUUUCAUAUCAUAAGAUUUUGUUAUUUCCACUGCCUAGUAUCUGGACCUUAUCUUUUGUUGAAUGUUAUGGAUUCUACGACGUUGUUUUGGUAUUUUAGUACUAUUUGAUGGCUGUGGUUACUUAUCCCGACACUAGUUAAAUGUAUCAUCUAUUUGGUUUGUUGUGUUUGUUA